GUCGAGGAGACCGAGGUGACGCAGGACGAGGCGCUCGCGGCCGCCGACAUCGUCAUCGCGGGGGUCCCGCAUCCAAAGUUCAAGAUCGAGGCGAGCAAGGUGAAGCCGGGCGCGAUCGCGGUCAACUUUUCGCAGUUCUCCAACUUUGGCGAGGGCAUCGAGGAGCACACCACCUUCGUGCCCGCCAUCGGGAAGGUGACGAUUGCGAUGCUCGAGCGGAACCUCCAUCGUCUGCACAUGGCCUCUGAGGCGGCCUAG
Molecule: messenger RNA, 258 nt
Organism: Emiliania huxleyi CCMP1516
Lineage: Eukaryota; Haptophyta; Isochrysidales; Noelaerhabdaceae
Exons: 1
Source: RefSeq, a predicted model, not a curated record